GCUGGUUCGUUUGUCUCAUGCGAUCUUUGCACGUUCGAACAACAGUUCUAUCUUAUCUACCUUGAGUCCAAUGGCAGGCAUCCAUGCAGGGCUCUACGAGGAGCUGCGUAAGCUGGAGCGCAUCCACCUGAAGAAACAGGUCGUGACAGUGUGGUACGUGAAGAACCAGAUCCAAUUGCUGGAACAACGCACCGCGCAACUGGACCCGACGCCCACCGAGGCCGAGGACGCCGCCGCGUUCUUUCUCCAAUAUGCGCCAUUACUCGUGAAACUCAUUUUGGCGAAACGUCAAGUCCAGAUCGCGAUGCUUCGAUGGAUUGCCAACUUGAAUAGUGUGCUUGGGAUGUAUCCACUUCGGGCACUGUCCUCGGCCAUCGUCGCGGGGGUUCUGCAGUCAUCCCACAGCCUCCGCCGGCAGUUCGUCAUGCAAACGCUCAUCCACGCCACACGCUUCGACACCCAAACGAUCCUCAAGGAGAUGGACCGCCGAGACAUGACCGACCGCGCUGUUCGAGUGGAGAUGCAUCGAUACAUGUCGACGAUAUUGAAGGACUGGUCGCAUUACGACAUGCAGUACCAAGCCCCUCCUCCUUGCCUGCUGCCUCCGACUUCUCCAUUCCCAUCACUACCUUCUGAAUCCACAACUUGCUGUCCAAGUCCACCUUAAGACGUAUUGUACUAGUGUUCCCAUAACUCAAUUAAUUCCUCUGUUAACUUGCGAUACAAAAGUCUUGGUGAACUUGACAAGGGUACAUAGUUUUCACCCACUUACUCAUACGUAUCCUUGGGAGAUGCGGGAACAGGACACAAACACAUCACUAUGAAGAAUGAAAGGUCCUUGACUCCUUCAAAUCAUGGUGUGCCAUUGUCGAGGGGACGCAUGCAUCUUGAUUCAAGUUGUCGCGUGCGAGUCAACCAGGAACUCAAUCUGCCACUUCCAC
This is a messenger RNA of Aphanomyces astaci, 941 nucleotides long. RefSeq lists its product as hypothetical. The transcript has 3 exons. The record is from RefSeq and is a predicted model, not a curated record. Lineage: Eukaryota; Oomycota; Saprolegniomycetes; Saprolegniales; Verrucalvaceae. The coding region runs from base 71 to 667 and encodes 198 amino acids.